AUGAGCGUCUGUCAACUGCUUGUCACAAUUAUACUAUUAUUACCGACCACAGUUGUGUCUUUUCGGGACCAAAUUGUCGGUGUGCGCGGAAAGUUAUCAUGCAAUAACCGGUUCCUGCAAAGCGCCACAGUUCGCCUAAUUGAGAAAAAUUACGUUGGUGAGUGACUCAUCAUCUUUCUUUGUGUUAUUUUCGCAAUACUUUGUGUUCAGGCCCGGAUGUGAUAUUGGCGGAGAACAAAACCAAUUACCAGGGCUCGUACGAGGUGAUCGGACGGGGUCGAGGUGUGCUCGAGAUGAAUGUAUAUCUCAAAUUGUUCCACGAUUGUGAUGACGGUAUUAUUGUGAGUUUUGCACUGAAAUUCCUGAGAAUUAGUGAUUAUUUUGGUUGUAAAAUGGCAGAAAUUGGACUUAUGUUUAUUGAGCAUGGCGGGCCCUGGCGGUGUCAUAAUGAGAAAUUGAGUUGGUUGUUUUGAGAGAGGAAAAGGGAAGAAGAACGGGAAAGAAGAAAACAAUUGGUGGACGAAUUCCAAUAAAAUUGUCGCCGUUUUUCAGCCGUGUCAACGGACAGUCAGCCUUCGAAUCCCAUCGUCGUACAUCAGCCGCGGCACCAGUGUCAACAAUUAUUUUGAGGCCGGCACGAUGAACAUGGCGUUCCGGUACCCAGAUGAACAACGCUCGUGCACGGACCGGAUAUUCAGUUGA
Molecule: messenger RNA, 702 nt
Organism: Caenorhabditis sp. 36 PRJEB53466
Lineage: Eukaryota; Metazoa; Nematoda; Chromadorea; Rhabditida; Rhabditidae
Source: the annotation of a GenBank genome assembly